AUGCCGCCGCCCUCUUUAGGGGCAGACGUUCCCGUCGGAUCCGCGACCGACAAUAUCUACCCCUGGAUGACGGAUCUCGGCUUGAUGAACCACUUCACAUCCGUAACCUCCGCAACCUUGCCCGGGGCUAACCUCCACACCUGGCGCGACAAGGUUCCGGCGGUGGCAGCGGACUCGCCCUACCUCAUGCAUCAGAUUCUCGCAGUCUCCGCCUUUCACCUAGCAAUCAUAGAACCACUCGGAUCUUUCUCCGCGCAAGCUCACACGCAGCAGCAACAGCGGCAGGAGAAGCUAUCUUUGGCGCUGCAGCACCAACACCAUGCAAUUCGUGGAGUUCAGUCUGAGAUUUCGCAUGUCACGCCUGGAAAUUGCGACGCCCUCUUCGCCGCGUCGUCAUUGCUCUUCAUUGGCGCCUUCGCCGCCUCUGGUCCAAUGCUGCACAGCCCCCUGCGUCAGCUAGAAGUGGACGACAUCCUGGAGGUUUUCACCCUCAUUCGCGGUGUCAGCAGUGUCUUGGCCUCGGCUAGGGAGAAUGUGCGGCAUAGCAUAUUGAAGGACUUCAUGAAAUGCAAUCCGUAUCUAGGCGGCAACGAGUUGCUAACACUGCUGCAAGAUAAUGUUUCACGUAUCCAGGGUGGGUUGGAUCAGCACGACGUGAGUUCCGAGGUCAAGAGCAUUAUUGGCGAAGCAGUCUUGGGCUUUCGGAAUAGCAUCGAGCGGGCAUCGUCUAUCACUCCCGAGUUGAACGUCGCUGUGUCAUGGCCCAUGGUCCUGCGUGACAACUUCAUGGCCUUGCUUGUUGUCAGAGACCCUGCGUCUUUAGUCGUUCUUGCACAUUAUAACUUGGGAAGUACUCAAGCCCUUGUCGGCGGCCCCCGCCAGGAGCACGCCGCGGUUGCUCUCGGCGACAACAUCUACGUUGUUGCCGGCAUCGAGCUCGACGCAAGCCAGCCAACCGGUGUCUCCAUAAUCGACUCUGUGGAGCUGUACAACAUCCCCAAAGACGAAUGGUCCUUCGCCGCGCCCCUCCCGAUCCCUAUGAACCACGCCAAUGCCGCUGCGGCCAAUGGGAAGGUCUACAUCCUCGGCGGCCUUUCUGGCGGCGCGGUCUUCCGCGCGCUUCUGAACUGCUACGAGUACAAUCCUGCGACCAAUGCGUGGACUGAGCUCCCGCCCAUACCGAAUGGCACAGAGAGGGGCAGCUCCAUCCUUGGUGUCACUGGCGAUAGGAUUAUUGUUGCUGGCAGCAUCAGUCUGCUCGAGCUCGGAGAAGAUGGACUCCAGGAGACUGUCGAUACUGUUUCGUCCUACAACUUCGUCACAAAGGAAUGGGAGUCAUUGCCUAGUCUACCUGAAGGCCGCGAGCAUGCCGGCGGCGGCGUCAUCGGAACCAACUUUUACGUCGUCGGCGGUCGGUUCCGUAGCCAGACGGCAGUCUGCGGCACAGUUUACGUCCUCGAUCUCAAGACGCUGAAGUGGAGCGAGCGAGCGCGCAUCCCGGCCCCUCGAGGCGGUCUCUCAGUGGCUAUCGUGGGGCAACGAAUUUACACCUUUGGAGGCGAGGGAAACCUGGAUCCUGAGGCUGGAUUUGUGUUCAACGAGACGGAGGUGUAUGACGCGCGAACAAACUGCUGGGAGAAGCUUAAGCCGAUGAAGACGCCUUGUCACGGCAUGGCAGCCGUUGCGUACAAUGGGAGCGUCUACACGCCUGGUGGGGGCAUUCGCGACUUUGGCAUUGUCGAUAACAUGGAGGUUCUCCACCCCAGCAUACUUAGCCCUCAAGGGAAAAAAUUCGGAGUAAUCGCGUUGCUCGUUCUGGCUCCCUUCAGGACGAGCAAAUAG
Colletotrichum fioriniae is the source of this 1842-nucleotide messenger RNA. The record is from RefSeq and is a predicted model, not a curated record. Lineage: Eukaryota; Fungi; Ascomycota; Sordariomycetes; Glomerellales; Glomerellaceae.